AUGUCUCUCUCAUACAACGAUUUGGAUCUCCCAGUGACUCUCAAGAUUUACGAGAAGUUCAUCAAAAGAGCGAAAGAAGAGCAGCACAGUACGGGCACCCAGAACUUCAAGAUCAAAGAGAAGGAGAUCAUGAGUUUUGCCGAAAAGCACUACAAUCGACUUGAGCUUGAAGGACGAUAUACAUGGAAUGGGAGUUGCAAAGGGUUCAAAGAGUUCGACGACUAUCUCAUCAAUGUGACCGGAGCGACAGAGGCAGAUGAUGCUAGACGCGAUGGCUGGCGACAUGAUGUUCGAAAGACCGUAUCCUCGCCGACGCCGCACAGGUCUACCCAGAGUAGUCGCAUUCAGCAGGGCUCGAAACAUCCUGCGCGAAACCUAGAGUCUGAAGACAGCUCCGAGACAGAGAAAGAAAGUGACGAGGAUUCUGAGAAUGAAGCCAAGGGUGGAAGGAUAUCAGAGAAAAAAGCUACCCCCAGCACUGUUGGAGGUCAAUCUCUUGCUGCCGCUGGAGCGUCCGUUGAUAUGGAACAGUACCAACAAUUCCUCAAGUUUCAAAAGAUGAUGUCCAGUGGUGGCAAAUGA
Molecule: messenger RNA, 582 nt
Organism: Colletotrichum fioriniae
Lineage: Eukaryota; Fungi; Ascomycota; Sordariomycetes; Glomerellales; Glomerellaceae
Source: RefSeq, a predicted model, not a curated record